This is a messenger RNA of Stylophora pistillata, 2415 nucleotides long. RefSeq lists its product as uncharacterized. Gene Ontology annotation, cellular component: mitochondrion; cytoplasm; glycine cleavage complex. The record is from RefSeq and is a predicted model, not a curated record. NCBI's taxonomy places the organism in Eukaryota, Metazoa, Cnidaria, Anthozoa, Scleractinia, Pocilloporidae. Gene Ontology annotation, biological process: glycine decarboxylation via glycine cleavage system; protein lipoylation.
UUGUUCCAGCGGUCGAAGAUGGCUACUUUAGCGGUAAAGGCUCGUAGGAUUGUUCCUCAACUUUUUAGUGUGUCCACGAAGAGGGCAGUGAUCUGCAGUUCUAGGGUUGAAAGUAUACGACUUCUUCACGUUGGAAGGUGUUUAUUAGCUGACAGAAAAUACACUAAGAAACACGAAUGGAUUAGUGUGGACAAUGGAAUUGGAUUAAUUGGAGUUACAGACUACGCGCAGAAAGAAUUAGGAGAAGUUGUUUAUGCUCAGCUUCCUGAAGUCGGGGAUACAUUUAAUAUAGGAGAUGAAAUUGGUGCAUUAGAAAGUGUCAAAGCUGCUGCAGAUAUUUACUCACCCGCAAAUGGGGAAGUCAGUGAAAUUAACAGUGAACUGGAAGGUAGCCCUGGUUUGGUGAAUGAAUCCCCAUAUGAUAAAGGCUGGCUUGUCAAAAUGAAAGUUGAGGAGUUGGCAGAUGACCUUCUGUCAGAAGAAGAAUACCAUGACCUAGUAAAGAGUAUUGAUCACUGAGUGUAAAUCGACAAUAAUAAUUAUUAUUAUGACUGUUAUUUAAAUUAUCUUUGUGUACUAGUUUUUUUUUUUUUGACUGAAUAGAGCUCAAAAUUUACACUUUUGAUAUAAAAGCACGUCUAAUUUUUUUAUCAUAACCUAUUUAUAUUGUAUCAAUUUUGGAUUCUAAUGCUAAGUGCAUUGAUAUCAAGCGAUGGAUAUCAAGCAGGCAUGAGCCAACCUUUAUACUGGAUCAGCAACAAUCAUUAUAGGGAUGGUUUAAGACAAUUAUUAUGAAAGGGGACAACAUCCUUAUAUAACACCAAAUUCUCAGGAAUUAGGAGAAUUUUCUCUUUGAUCUUUCAUGAAAAAGGAUUACAAUGCAUGUUGGUCCAUUAGAUAUCAAUCAUUUGGACUUACUAACCCUUAAACUCCCAAAGUUGAUUAAUAUGUAACUUCUCCAUAUGACAUCCAUACAUUAUCCAUCAAAAAGGUGAUAAGAACACUCAAACCUAUCAGGUAUAAAAGUUGCCACCUUAUCCUGAGACCAACGAAUUCUCAGAAUUUAUUUGCAAUGAAAUGCGUGGCAGCAAAAGUGGAGAAUCAACAAUUGGAUCGUUGGAGUUAAAAGGAUAGUAGGCUAUAAGAAAAAUUGAAGGGAGCCCAGUGCUCUGAAACUGUGAAAUCCAGGGUCCCCAAGGCAUGCCUUUUAUGAAAAAACUAAAAUUCCUGAGUUGCCCAAGAGCAAAAGUAAGGCGCUAGGGGUCACCGGGUGCUGGUAGACCCCAGCCCUCAAUAGGCUGUGAAAAUGCUUUAUAAAUGCUUGUUUUUCUUUUAUCGUGUGGUAAUUCUGUGCUCUACUAAUUUGGAAACAUUUAUGGGAGAUUUUUUUUCUUAACCACCAGCAGUGAUAAUAGAGGAAUUUCUCCUUAAAAUUUCAGUUAAGUUUUGAGCGGAGAGGUGAUGAGGAAAAGGGAAUGGAUUAUCAACCAAGGGAUAUUGUUUGAUUGAAAAUGUAUCCUCAGAUUUCAAAUAAGAAAUCUAAAGGAGACAUAGCAGAAAAUGAAAUUGAUAUCUUGAGAGUUAAGGGGUGUAUGAAGCACUGAACCAAAAAUGUUUUGUGUGCUUUAUUCAUGUUAUUAGGGCAAGUAGCUAAGUAUAAGUGUUUCUGUUAUUUGGAAAAGUGGCUGCAAUCUGAACCCUUUACUCUCUAACAUUAGUAUUUGUAUUCUCUGCAUUGAUUUCAUUACCUUUCCUGUGAUAAUGACAAGGAGAAUUUGUUUGACGAUCAGAAGCUUCUAAAUAAGUGAUCAGUUUCAUUAUUCUCAUGACCUCUACAUUUGAUUUAACCCUUUCACUGCCACCAGUGACCAAGACAGAAUUUCUUCUUACUGUAUCAAUACAGUAUCAAGCAGACAAGUGAAGAGAAUAAUGAAAAUUAUUAAUGAAGGGAUUAUUGGUGGAUCAAAUACUAAUUUCUCCAAACAAACAUUAUAAGAAUUGUACAGCAGACAGUUAGGAGAAUUAUGAAUGAGAUCUUGGAAGGGUUAAAGGUGAUACUGUAAGGGGAAAUUAGAAGCCAGUCACUUGUUAGGUUCGAUUGCCAGCGGCUGUUUGGGAACCAUAGCCCACACUCCACGCUUCCCUUCUCGGGGAGGAAUGAAAAAGACUGGACUCGAGAGAGGGGUGGGAAUUGAGCCUAGUCACUUGUAGAAUGAAAGGGUGAACUCCAAAUUGUCUUCAUUGAUAUGUUGGUCCUUUUGUUCCAAGAGAGUAGCUUUAGUUAGUACAUUCAGUAAUUAUUAAUGUGCAUUCAGGGGUUAACUGCUUCUGCUUUUUAGUGGAAGAUGAAAAUGAAAUGUGAGUAAUGCUCUUCUGAGAAUAAAGAAAUAAACAAUCUUUAUAGACCAUUACUGU